UACUUUGCCAACGAAUCAAAUGGAUGGUGUCAGAAAUGGGAUGGUUACCAACUGCCCUUAAAAGCACACAAGUAAACGRCAAGAAUUAACAUCACAAGACAUUGAAGUCGGUAGAAGCGUGUCAUCUUAUCGUACAACCAAUUACACAACGUCUUAUUGAGUGAAAGGAAUCGGUGAACAAAUAUAACCUUAAGCAUYGAGAAAAAAGUUAAAGCUGAGCAAGUACUGAGUCAACAACAAAACGAAUCACGUCAAGUAGCAAGUCGAUGCUCUUCUGGGGUCAACAGCGGAGAUUAAACUGCACAGUUUGGUAACUAAUGUUUCAAGAUUAACAAACGGUAUUAGAACAGUGUAUGCUAUACAUAAAAUACAGUUGAGUACUGAAGAAUUAACACUGUUUACGCUCUCAUAACACGCAAGACCUUUCUUGGAAAUAAGAAAGGAAAGUUUAAGGUGGAUUAUUAUCAAACAAGAUAUACAAUUCAUACGUAAAAGUGGAUAUUAUUUGCAAGACUUUAAACAGAAAAGGUUAAUAAUUCAUCAAAAACAUCAAAUCAAGGUCAAGAAGCUUAUAAACCGAUAAGAUGUCUUCAUAUCUUCCUUCUAAGAACCAGAGUCAUUUUAUGUCCCUAAGGACAAGGAGUCAGGGGAUUAUAAUGACCGAAACGUUAGUCUAUUGCCUUUUAAUAUCAAUGGCCUUGAUAGGAAAUUCCCUGGUCCUUUGGAUUGUAUACAAGAAUAGGUCCCUAAGGACCAUUCCCAACUAUUUUGUCAUAUCAUUAGCAUGUACCGACAUAGGUAUGGCYCUGUUUGGUACACCUUGGACCAUAGGGGUCCUUGCUACAGGAAAAUGGCCCUUUAGUUUUGCGGCAUGUCAGUUCCAGGGUUUUAUUGUGAUCUGGCUGGCGGUUUCUUCACUACAGAAUCUAAAUAUAAUGGCCAUUAAUCGRUACUGUCGUAUUGUCAAGCCUAAUGUAUAUAGGCGUAUAUUUACUCCUACGAGAACAAGACUAURUAUACUUGGUGCAUAUUGCAUCGCCGCGGYGUCACCCAUGCCGUAUAUUAUCGGAGGGAAUGUCUUUACGUUUCAACCUGGCAAAGCGUUUUGCUAUCAAGAAAACAUGGCGGCUUAUACGCUUCAGUUAAUGCUAAUAGCAAUCGGAGUUCCUACUUGUAUAAUCAUUCUGUGCUAUUUCCAAGUAUUUGUAGCUCUUAGAAAACACCAGAGAAAUUUACUGAAGUCGAAAAUGCGGUCAAAUACUCAGCGAAUCACAGUCGAGGAUAUUCGAAUUACCAAGACRUUGUUCGCRACUGUUGUGGGGUUCCUGUUGUGUUGGAUGCCUGUWCUYGUCAUUGAAUUAGUUGACCUUGGCAUUGACGAUUCUGUAAUACCAAGACAGGUUCAUUUAAUGUUUUUAAUGUGUGGGCUGUCGUCAUCGGUCAUUAAYCCCGUGAUUUAUGGAGUUAUGAAUAAAACAUUUCGYAGGGAAUAUAAAAAAGCCUUUACAUGCGGUAGGAUGUCCGAGGUACAYCCAUGUGCCCAGUCUACCACAGACAGAUCAAGAACAGGGCGUGCUCUACCAAGAGAAAUGGAAACUUUGUAUUAAUGAACCCCAUUCACACGGGAUUCCUGUGYUCUCAGAAGGCCUGGUUUMCAAUGUGCCAUGUUAAUCACUGUUACCRUACUUCGGCUCCAACGAAUUUCUUAAAACUUUGCCAAAAUAUUGUCCUAAYCCUAUCUAAAUGGAUCCUAAAAGUUUCAUUAAAGUAAACUCGCCAAUUCGAAUUUCUGUGAAAAACAGUGCAUAUGUUGACUAUUUCAGUUACAUAAAAUGCAAUCGUGAUAUGCAAAGUAUAGGUAAAAGACAGUUUCAGAUAUUUGUCGAGUAAUUAGUUGACAGUAGCCAAUGUUGUGACUCAUUUAAAUAGUGCAUUAUUGCGUCACUUUAAUUCUUGGCUUUCACUGAUCACGUGAUAGUCUAAAAAAGCUAUUUAGAGGCAGAAUUAGCAAACUUUUAUUAAUGUUCUCGAGAGAACAUCUUAAUUCAAGGAUCAUGACGAAAUUUAGAGCCGAAAUAAUGAAUUUAAACAGAAAUA
Messenger RNA from Exaiptasia diaphana, 2097 nucleotides. RefSeq names its product tyramine receptor Ser-2-like. Gene Ontology annotation, biological process: G protein-coupled receptor signaling pathway. The record is from RefSeq and is a predicted model, not a curated record. NCBI's taxonomy places the organism in Eukaryota, Metazoa, Cnidaria, Anthozoa, Actiniaria, Aiptasiidae. Bases 585 to 1607 code for a protein of 340 amino acids. Gene Ontology annotation, molecular function: G protein-coupled receptor activity. Gene Ontology annotation, cellular component: membrane. The transcript has a single exon.